AUAACAAUAAAAAAAUUAAAACGGGUUUUACUAUAUGUGUAAUAGUUUUACAGAAAGGAUAGGUAAAAAAAGAAGGCAUAUUCGCAUACAUAUGUACAGUGUAGUUAAAAGGGGAUAAUGUAUUAAUACUUAACUCAUAAAAACAACCAAUUAACAUUAACCUUUUAAACCAAAUUUCAAUUACAUAUAUAACUAAUAAAAUUAAAACAUUGGCUGUAUUUUGAAUUAUUUAUGUAUUAGUUAGUAACCGCAUUGAUACGUAUGUCGGCCAUAUUUCUGAUACAACCAUGAAAAUAAAGGCGUUAUAAACCGUAAUGACUAUAAAAACGACUGACAAAAAUAGCUUCAUAUCGAAGUAAAAUACGUGUGUGUAUUCGAUUUCCGCGUAUUAUUCACGUCGGUAGGUAAAUUCAUGCUUAAUUAGCAGCUGUUGUAAGUAAUACGAGAUGACAGCUGCUGUUUAAAAAUAACAGGGUUUGAAAAAUUACACAGGUGCACGUAGUACACAUCCGCGCGUGCCAAAUUUUUAGUAUUUCUCAGGUGGAGCGCUUUCAUGCGUGGCGGGUUUUGAGGCAAGCGUCACAGAAUUUCAAUCACGCCUUCGGUAGCUGGAAAACUCCAUCCAUAAUUUAGUGCAGCUUAUCAAAUAUUAAUGUCUUGUAAAUCAAUCGACAAUAAAAACACGGCGGACCGAACAAGCCACCGGUCCUCUAGAUUGUUAUCCAAAACGGGAAAGGGUUAAUAUUCUGUCCGCUAAUUAGAAAAUACCACGCUUAAUAGCAAUGUACCGCCCAUCAUCGAUUGCAUUAGCCGUUCGAUCCAUUAUGUGAAAAUUGGGAUUGAAUGUGAAUAGCUAUAAAGCAGCAACGGGUGGGGACUCAGCUGUGAGGUUAAUACAGGCCGAUCGAAAACGUUCGCGGGUUAUUGCCUGAUCAGAAGUUACGUCUGCUUUUUAUCUGUCGCUCGUCGAAUUCGAGGUGCCCGGUGCGUCGGCGACGAUGCCUUUCAUCUUCGUGCGGAAACAAUGCGCUUCGUUACGUCACAAACCCCUGGUAAGGAAAGUUAUUUUAAAGCGACAGGAUGCGAUUUUGACUUGGACAGAAAUAUUUUUUCAAUAUGUUGUUGAAACACAAAACCGUCUGUCCAAGAUAAACUAAUCCGGUUAAAUCCAGUUAUGAUGACGUAAUCUGAUCUGGCUCGGAUUGCGCGCGCUGAAAUACAUCGUGUGAGGAAGGAACAUUUUCGGUGAAUUAAUUUUCAAAAUUCAUUGACAUAUACUGAUGGUGCGCGAACCUCUUGGGAAUAAUGGGUAUUGUGACGACAUCAGGCAAGAAGAAAUAACCGACUUCGUCAAGAGACAACUAAAAGUCGAGGUUUUUCGCUUUUUGAAUCAUCAGAUCCUGGGCUGUGCGCAAGGAAAUAACAGACGUAUAUUUUCAUCUAAAAGCCAUCGUCGGUGUAGGGCAGACAGGCGAGCGAAUAUUAGAUCGUAUUUGGCUAGAAUGAAUAAUUCAAUGCGCCACCACCGACCAUUGUCUGGUGUGUUUAAAAUUUGAUCGUUUAAGAUUCUUCGUUUUGGAAAGACAUAAGCGUAAUUUGAAAAUUUUUAAGUUUUAGAAGGUCAAUUUUUUAUUGAAUUUGAAAUAAAUUUGGGGAUCAGUGCAUCGUGUGUUGGCUAAAGUGAAGUUUUUAAGCCAGAGGUUGAAUAAAGUAACGUUUUAUGAAGAACGCGUUGCGAUCUAAAGUAAAAAACUAAAUCGAAAAGUUUUAUACUAUUGACGUAUUGAGUUUUUUGACAAAUAUUCGUAGUGGGUUUGCUUAAUAAAGCUGGUUUGGACAUCCGACGUUCUGAAAGAAUACAUACAGAGACCAUACAUUUUUUGAAUUUCAGAAGUGUUGCCAGGUAUUAGGCUUGUGAGAAGAAGAAUAGGAAAUAUUGCAGAGAUGUUGGAAUCACAGGCAACACUGGCAUUCCACGUCAACAAAUUCUACAACGAGCAAACGGUGCCGAGGAAGAUGGGAGUGACACAAACGGUGCGGGAGGUAGCGAAGAUUGUGUCCUGUGUGUUGAAAGAGGUCGAAAUACAAGAACCCAGGUUUAUAAGCUCUCUAAACGAAGCGGACGGUCGUUUGGAAGGACUCCGUGUCAAUUCGCCCACCGAGUUUGAAGUUGUUCUUUUUCUCAACCAAAUGGGAGUUUUUAACUUUGUGGACGACGGUUCCAUACCUGGGUGUGCUGUGCUAAAACUUAGCGAUGGGCGGAAACGUAGCAUGUCGCUAUGGGUGGAAUUCAUCACCGCUUCAGGGUACUUGUCGGCCAGGAAAGUUCGCUCCAGGUUUCAGACGCUUGUGGCGCAAGCCAUCGAGAAGUCACAUUACAGGGAUCUUGUGAAGCUGGCGCAAGAUACAACUGAAGUUCGGAUGAUCAUGAGAGACAAUAUAUCGGUUCGAGUCACACCAGCAUUCAAGUGUGGCGGCAUAUGGCCACGAAGUGCGGCGCAUUGGCCCGAACCUCGCUCUACCUGGCCCAGCCCAAGCAGGGUGGCCGAAGUGAAAGCGGAAGGGUUUAAUCUAUUAUCUAAAGACACUCCGACCGGAACGGGCAAAAACAGCACUGCGGAGAGCGACGCGUGGGUGAUGUCGUUUGCAAACGCGGAGGAUAGAUUGGUGGGAGGGGGAAGUAGAAGAAAGAGCUUAUCCAUUCUCAAGACGCUCAGAGAUAGGCAUUUGGAUUUUACCGGGAGUCCCCUAUCUAAUUACCAUAUGAAGACACUGCUGCUGUAUGAGAGCGAGAAACACCCACGUGACGAGGAAUGGACCAAUGAAUGCGUCGGAGACAGAAUUCAGGGAAUCCUAUUACAGUUAGUGUCGUGUCUACGUUGUCGAAGGCUGCCGCAUUAUUUCCUGCCAGGAGUUGACCUGUUCGCCUCCUGCACCCCGGGUUCGCUGGAUAUGGCAGCGAGGCAAGUAUGGUGUCUUGCGCGAGAGAUUAUCACAAACAGCAAGAGUUUCGACCACUUGUAACAGAGAACACAACACAAGCAUAUCAUCACGGAAAAGUUAGAUCCAAGUGCACGUUUGUUGCGUUUCAUUGAGUUGAAAAUCUAACAAAACUAAAACACUAAAGAGAAGAAAACCUUCCUAUAGUUGUGGAGUGUUUUCUAAUUAUGACGUCACAGGCAUUAUUAUGACGUCACUAAACCAUAGUUCCACUGUCGUACACUGUUGACGUCAUUCCGAAAAUUACUGUGAGCAUUUUACUGUGUCGGAAAUAAAACGUAAAAACAGCUCACCGGUGUUGUAACAUGAAACAGCGUUUUUAUCGACUAGUUGCUUUCAAAAACAGAAGUUUGACAAUAUUUAUGUAGAAUGCACUUUUUGCUAUAUAGUGACACCCUUCAUCCAGAGGGUAUAAGUUAUAAUCCCACCAUAAUUAAUUCGCAAAAAAAACGGUCGGUUUUUUCAGCACAGAUUGAUGAAAUUGAUUCCCCUGUCAUCUGGACGGGAUUCGAACCGGCGAAGCGAGUGAUUAGAAUACUGAACGGGUAUUAACACGUCAUAUUAGAGGAUUAAUUAUUGAUCGUACUGGUCAAAAAUCAAUUAGGAGUAUGAGGCGCGAAUAAGCAAAAACAUGACUUUAAAACCAACUUCGGUUACAACCCGCAUUAAAGGAUAAAUAAUUGCGAAACGUGAAUUUGACUAUAGUGUAUAAAAUAAUAAAGCUAAAAUAUCAAGAAUUUUAACUAGUCAUCAUAUAGCGCAGUGCAUAUGUCUUAUUAAACGCUUGUAUACUAAUAUUCGAGUUCGUUUAAAAAACAACAGAGUUUACACGCUGAGGGUAUUUUUGCGUUCCUUUUAAAAAAAUGCUGAUGUUUUUAGUUUAAACCUCUUUUCGAAUUAUUAAAUAUAUAUCCAAACAAAUCUGCAUGCUGAUGACAGUAAAAUAUUAAAACCUUAAAUUAAAUAUAGAAAAUUUAAAAUCAGAAAAUAGAAAAUAUAGAACUUGAAAUAAUAUACCUAUUAACUACCAUACCCUACAACGUAGACCAACCACACGCACCCUGCGCCCAUUUAUAAUUAAUACAAAGUGUAAUUUUGACGUCAUAAUAAAUUAACAUGACGCGGAGGUGACCGCGGUUCAAAGGUCAUGACCUUUAGAGUGAGUGGCGGGAUUUUUAAUGUCAGCUC
Molecule: messenger RNA, 4188 nt
Organism: Ciona intestinalis (vase tunicate)
Lineage: Eukaryota; Metazoa; Chordata; Ascidiacea; Phlebobranchia; Cionidae
Product: putative nucleotidyltransferase MAB21L1
Source: RefSeq, a predicted model, not a curated record